AUCAUUCGCUAUCAUCAAGGGCCAAUGUGUCCCCUGGGAAAAGGCCUGAGCUUAGAGUCACCUGCCACUGAGUGACCGCACACCGCUGUCCUUUCCCCCCCGCAGGUCCCUCCCUCUGACAACCUGUUGCUGUUGAUUGCCGCCUCCACCGUCCAAUCAUCGUGCGAUAAACUGAUGCGCCCUCCCCCCCGAGCGCUUGGGGAGUCUGGAUGAAAUCCCCGGCGAUUAGUAGUGAGUAGUGCCUGGGACAGUCGCCUGACAGACAACGGGAGCUCGUCCAUGCCCGUUGUGUAAGUGCGACAGUCGCAGCAGCUGAGAGAAUGAGCUCACACAGGGCGCUGCUGCUCCUCGGGAUAUGGCUGCUGCUCCGCGCACAGACCGGGGUCGCUGACGACUGGAACUUGUCCUACGGAGCCGUGGAAGACACAGAGAUCCUUGCGGCCAACAGCGGGAUCCGAGUUCCGUUCGGCAGGUCAGUCUUCCUGGAUCCCAUCCACGACCUGGUGAUCCAAGUGCGGCCGGGAGACAAGUGUCACGUGACCGUGUUGGGCAACGACCCCCUGUCCCAGAGGCCCGGCCGUCUGACCCCCGUGCGGUUCCCGUGCGAGUUCGGCUCCCAGGAGGUCAAGUACUCACACCUGGGCGCCCGCAGCCCCUCCAGAGACCGAGUGAAGUUGCAGCUGCGCUAUGACAGCCCCACCCGCACCCUCAUCAUCCCCUUCCUGCUCGAGGUGGAGGUGCUGUUCACGCAGCUGGAGGUGGUGACCCGCAACAUGCCGCUGCUAGUGGACAAGCUCCUGGGCACCAGUCCCCCCAUAGACAGGAACAUCCUGGAGUUCACGUACGACAAGAGCUCGGAGCUGUGCCGGGUGAGCCCGCUGCCUGGCCUCUCAGGACUGCCUCGUUAUGGGACUUUAUUCAACGCCCCCGCGCAACUAACUGACUGUGAGGAGUUCCUCCUGCGCGGAGCCCGCUACCAGCACACCGCUUCCUCCCAGUCUCCCAACCGAGACUUCAUCCCUAUGCAGGUGGAGCUGCACGACCGAGCCGGCAAUGUGCUGAGACAGGAGCACUUCCACCUGCUGGUGCGGAUCCGGGAAGGGCUGGAGAACACGCAGCCCAAGCCCAGCUUUGUGGCCAUGAUGAUGAUGGAAGUGGACCAGUUUGUCAUGACGGCCAUCACCCCGGACAUGUUGGCUGCAGAGGACGCGGAGUCGGAGCCGGGGUCGCUCAUCUUUAACAUCACCUCGUCCUUUCUCCCGGGCCAGGGACAGAUUGUCAGCACCGACGAUCGCAACUUGCCCAUCACGUCUUUCUACCAGCGGGACCUGCAGGAGCUGCGCAUCGCUUACAAACCCCCGGCCCAGGACUCGGACAGAGAGCGCAUCUUUGAGAUGGAGCUGGAGGUGGUGGAUACGGAGGGGGCAGUCUCUGACCCCUUCUCGUUUAUGAUCGUGGUAAAACCCAUGAACACCCUGGCACCUGUCAUCACCCGCAACACUGGGCAGCUGCUGUAUGAAGGACAAUCCCGGCCGCUCUCCAGCUCCCAUAACCUACAAAUUAGUGAUGAGGACAACCUGGAGGAGGUUCAGGUGACAGUGCUGGAUGGACUAAGACAUGGACAACUUACCCUGAUCAACUCACCUCCAGGGGGCUCCAAGUUCUUCACUGCCUCAGACUUAGACCAGGGAAGGGUCAUCUACCAACAUGAUGGCAGUGACACUUACAGUGACAACAUUGUGUUCCGCAUGACUGAUGGGAAACAUGAGGUGGAGUUCCUCUUCCCCAUCACUGUGGUGCCAACUGAUGAUGAGCCCCCUUUUGUCAAUGCCAACACAGGAUUAAUGCUCUUGGAGAAGGACGUGGCCCCUGUCACCCCCUUUGUCCUCAGUGCAACAGACAUUGACUCAGAGGACUCCACCAUUCUUUUUACCCUGGAGCCUCCUUAUUCCACCCUGGGUGUAAUGGUGUUGAGACAGAAUGAGAUACCGGAGGAUAUGUCUCAGUGGCAUCUCAUCCCUGAAUUGAACUUGUUUGAGAGAGUGGUGAAAGUGUGGUCUCAGCAGGAUAUUGUAGAUGGCAAACUGUACUAUAAACAUGUCGGACCACACAAUACUGAAUCUGUGAUGGACCAGAUCAUUUUUAGGGUUCAGGAUGACAAUGACCCUCCAAACCAGUCAGGGGAGCACACCUUUUUAGUAAAAAUAAAUCCCAUAGAUGACAUACCUCCUGAGCUUUAUCCUGGUACCACUCUUAAAAUGUUAGUCCAAGAGUACCACCUGACCCCUUUUAGGAGGAAGUUUUUACGUUACACUGACCAGGAUUCUGAAGACAGAGACCUGAAAUACACAGUCAUUUCCCCACCAUCUGACACUGACGAGAAUAACCCAGUUCUUAUGGGAUUCAUUGUUCUGAAGGAAAACCCAGACCAGGUGGUGACUGAAUUCACCCAAGCCCAAAUCAACCACCUCAAGAUUGCCUACAAACCCCCAGAUUUGGAGCUCGGAAUCACCCCACACGUGGUUCAGUUUCACUACACUGUGGAAGAUGCAUCUGGGAAUGUAGCAGAAGGAGACUUCACCAUUUAUCUAGAGCCAGUAGACAACAAGCCCCCAAUUAUUAUCAAUACAGGGAUCACUGUACAAGAGAGAGGAACUCACGUUAUCACCAAAGCAGAGCUGGAUGCAACUGAUGCUGAUACCGGUAAUGACAAAAUCUCUUUUACCCUUACUCAGUCUCCAAAAUAUGGCCAAAUCCUAUAUUCCAGCCACGUCAUGGAGGUUGGGGAAGCAUUUGUUCUGGAUGACAUAUAUAAAGGAAGGAUUGCCUAUACUCAUAGUGGGGAAGAGUCUGCUGCCGACUCCUGUACUCUGGAUGUAAGUGAUGGGGUUCAUAUUGUUACAAUCAUCAUGAAGGUCAUUGUGCGCUUGGUGGAUGAUGAGAUACCUAGAUUGAUGCUGCCAUCUGGUACUAUAGGGUCCUUUUUAGAUGUGCUGGAGGGGAGCUCAGCAGAGAUCACAUCAAAUGUCAUCCAGGGCACUGAUGCAGACACAGAUGACCUAAUGCUGACAUUUAUUGUGGAAGAUCCACCUCUGUUUGGAGAAAUUCUUGUAAAUGGCUUCCCUGCCGAAAGAUUCUCCCAAAGGGACAUUAUUGACGGCUCAGUUGUAUACAGCCACACAUCAGGGGAAAUUGGUUUGCAGAAAAUUGAGGACUCCUUUAAUUUAACCCUCUCCGAUCUGUCAGAGGAGUGGACUAUUGGAGGUAACAAAGUCAAUGGGGUUCGGAUUCAAGUGUCUAUACUGCCAGUGGACAAUCAAAUCCCAACAGUGACUGUGGGGGAGCAGUUUACAGUUAUUGAAGGUGAGAAAGAUGUGAUAACCCCUACACAUUUAAGCGCUUUAGAUGGGGACACUCCUAAUGAUGAUAUACUGUGUACCAUAGUAGUUCAGCCAUCCUCAGGUUACAUUGAGAACAUUUCUCCAGCACCUGGUUCUGAGAAAUCCAGGGCUGGGACAGCUGUAAGUGCUUUCACCUUAAAAGAUAUCAGACUUGGUCAUAUUUACUACGUGCAGAGCAUUCACAAAGGUGUAGAGCAUGUGGAAGAUAGAUUUACCUUCAGCUGUUCUGAUGGAAUCAACUUCUCCCAGAGACACUUCUUCCCUAUUGUUAUUAUACCAGCCAACGAUGAAAAGCCUGACAUAUUCAUGAGGGAAUUUGUAGUCAUGGAAGGAAUGAGCCUUGUUAUUGAUACCCCUAUACUGAAUGCUGCAGAUGCUGACAUCCCAGCUGAUGAUCUCAUCUUCUUUAUCACAAAGCCCCCCAAUCACGGCCACAUAGUGAACCAGCUUACCAAUGGAAGCAUACCUGUCAUCACUUUCGGUCUCGAGGACAUCAAGGAGAGUUCCAGUAUUAUAUAUGAGCAUGAUGAUACAGAAACCAAAGAGGACAGCUUUGAAAUCAAGCUUACUGAUGGAAAGCAUACUGUGGUCAAAACUGUGCUCAUUAUGGUCAUUCCAGUCGAUGAUGAGACUCCUAGAAUGACCAUCAAUGAUGGAUUAGAAAUUGAUAUUGGGGAAACCAAGUUGAUUAAUAAUAAAGUCCUCAAAGCAACAGAUUUAGACUCAGAAGACCCUACUUUAACUUACAUUUUACGUUAUGGUCCUGGUCAGGGUCUGCUGCAGAGAAGGAAGCCACAUGGUGACCUAGAGAAUAUCACCAUUGGCAUGAACUUUACUCAGGAUGAAGUUGAUAGGGAUCUAAUACAGUAUAGACACUUUGGCCAAGAGGGUAUCAGGGAUCUGUUUAAAUUUGAUGUUACCGAUGGCAUUAACCCUCUCAUUGACAGAUAUUUUUAUGUUACUGUGAGUAGCAUUGAUAUGGUCUUUCCAGAUGUCAUAAGCAAAGGUGUGUCAUUAAAAGAAGGAGGGAGAGUCACUUUAACCACUGACCUGCUAAGUACUAGUGACCUGAACAGCCCAGAUGAGCACUUGGUGUUCACUAUUACACGUGCACCUAUGCGUGGGCACCUUGAAUGCACAGACUUGCCAGGGGUGCCCAUAACUUCCUUUACUCAGCUCCAGCUUGCUGGAAAUAAAGUCUAUUACACUCAUACCUCAGAUGAUGAAGUGAAGAUGGACAGCUUUGAAUUUGAGGUCACUGAUGGCUACAACCCAGUAUUCCGCACAUUUAGGAUUUCUAUCACGGAUGUGGACAAUAAAAAGCCAGUGCUAACCAUUCACAAGUUGUUGGUGAGAGAGAGCGAGAAUAAAUUAAUAACCCCGUUUGAACUCACCGUGGAGGACAGGGACACCCCUGAUAACUUUCUCCGGUUCAUUAUCACUCAAGUGCCGGUUCAUGGAAAGAUCAUGUACAAUAAUAGCAAAGCUGUGACUUCUUUUACCAAGCAGGACCUCAACGACAACUUCAUUAGCUACAAACAUGAUGGCACAGAGUCUGGUGAAGAUAGUUUCUCCUUCACAGUCACAGAUGGUACCCACACAGACUUCUAUGUCUUUCCUGAUACUGUCUUUGAGACAAGACAGCCCCAAAUGAUGAAGAUCCAGAUCUUGGCUGUGGAUAAUGGAGUGCCCCAGAUAGUGGUAAACAAAGGUGCCCCAACUCUACGCAUCCUGACCACUGGCCAUUUGGGAUUUUUAAUCACCAGCAAAUCCCUGAAAGCUGAGGAUAGGGACAGUUCCCACCUUUUUCUGCGCUACCGGGUUACUCAAGGUCCCACUCACGGAUUUCUCAUGAACUUGGGAAAAGGAAACCAAAGCAUCAACCACUUCACGCAAGGGGACAUUGAUGACAUGCAAAUCUGCUACGUUUUACGAGACAAAGAGAAUGCAACCAGUGACAUUUUCUACUUUACUGUUGAAGACAACGGAGGGAAUAAGCUAAAGAAUCAGAACUUCCGGCUGAACUGGGCUUGGAUUUCCAUAGAGAAGGAAUACUAUUUGGUGAAUGAAGAUGCCAAACAUUUAGAGGUUAUAUUGAAGCGUAGAGGGUACUUAGGAGAAACAUCAUUUGUCAGUAUUGGUACUGUUGAUGGGACGGCAGAAAAGGAUAAAGACUUCAGAGGGAAGGCCCAGAAGCAAGUGCAAUUCAAUCCCGGCCAAACAACCGCAAGCUGGAGAGUGCGCAUUCUGACUGACGGCGAAUACGAAGAGUCUGAAACAUUCCAGAUUGUUCUGUCGGAGCCUGUUAUGGCUGCUCUUGAAUUUCCAGAAGUUGCCACUGUGGAAAUCAUUGACCCUGGAGAUGAGUCAACUGUGUUUAUCCCAGAGCCAAUUUACAAAAUUGAAGAAGACAUUGGGGAGCUGUUUAUUCCGGUCCGGAGACGUGGAGAUUUGAACCAGGAAAUGAUGGUUUUGUGCUAUACACAGCAAGGAACGGCUUCUGGAACCGUCCCAACAUCCGUUUUGUCGUACUCUGAUUACAUAUCGAGGCCUGAGGACCACAACAGCGUUCUGAGAUUCGACAAAGGGGAUCGGGAGAAAACGUGCCGAGUGGUUAUCAUAGAUGAUUCCUUGUACGAGGAGGCUGAGUUUUUCAAUGUCAGUCUGAGCAUGCCCAUGGGUGGGAAAAUUGGUUUGGAUUUCCCUUCUGCUCAGAUAGUCAUUCUGCCAGACAAGGAUGAUGAACCUGCCUUCUAUUUUGGAGAUGUGGAAUACUAUGUUGAUGAAAGUGCAGGUUUUAUUGAGGUUCGGGUGUGGAGAACUGGCACAGAUCUGUCUAAAACGGCAACUGUUACAGUGCGGUCCCAGAAAACGGAGCCUGUGUCAGCUGUUGCUGGAACUGACUAUGUUGGUAUUAGUCGAAAUCUGGAUUUUGCACCAGGUGUGAACAUGCAGACUUUCAGUGUAAUCAUUCUGGAUGAUCUUGGAAAGCCGGUGCUGGAGGGAAUAGAGAAGUUUGAGCUGGUGCUCCAGAUGCCAAUGAAUGCCGUCCUGGGAGAGCCCAGCAAAGCUACAGUAUUUAUCAAUGACACUGUUUCUGACUUGCCAAAGGUACAAUUCAGAGAGCCAGUGUACACGGGAAAUGAAAAUGAUGGGCAAAUUGAAACAAAAGUUUACAGGAGUGGAGAUGUCAGCUACAAGUCUACGGUGCGCUGCUACACAAGGCAGGGAUCUGCACAAGUCAUGAUGGAUUUUGAAGAACGUCCAAACACUGAUGAUUCCAUCAUAACCUUCUUACCUGGCGAGACGGAGCGUAUCUGCAUUGUUGUGCUGAUGGAUGAUACAAUUCAUGAGGAAGAUGAAGAGCUGCGCCUUGUUCUGGGCACUGCAAGAAGCGAGUCACCAUUUGGAGCUUCCAUUGGAGAACUGAAUGAAACACUGAUAAAGAUUAAAGAUGACGCAGAUAAGGCAAUAAUCAAAUUUGGAGACACCAAAUUCAGCGUCAAUGAGCCAAAGGAACCGGGACAGAUAGUGGUUGUAAAAAUUCCUGUGGUUCGCCUGGGAGACACAUCAAAGGUUUCUAUUGUGCGAGUGCACACAAAGGAUGGUUCUGCAACUUCUGGAGAGGAUUAUAACCCUGUGUCAGAAGAAAUUGAGUUUAAGGAGGGAGAAACACAGCAUGUUGUGGAGGUUGAAAUUCUUUACGAUGGCGCAAGAGAAAUGAGGGAAGCUUUCACUAUUCACCUAAAGCCCGAUGAGAACAUGGUGGCAGAAACUCAGAUGACCAAGGCCAUUGUCUAUAUCGAGGAGAUGAACAGCAUGGCUGAUGUAACUUUCCCAUCAGUGCCCCAAGUCUACUCCCUUCUGAUAUAUGAUGACACUUCAAGAGCUAAAGAAAACCCUAAUCCAGUUGCUGGUUAUCCCGUUGUCUGCAUUACAGCUUGCAACCCCAAAUACUCCGAUUAUGACAAAACUGGUUCCAUAUGUACAAGUGAAAAUAUAAACAAUACCCUGACACGAUACCGCUGGCUUGUUAGUGCACCCACCGGGUUGGAUGGAGUAACCAGUCCCAUGAGAGAGGUGGACUUCGAUACGUUCUUUACUUCGUCCAAAAUGAUCACACUGGACUCCAUAUAUUUUCAAGCCGGCACUCGGGUACAGUGCGCUGCUCGGGCAGUAAACUCAGAUGGGGAUGAUGGUUUGGAGUUAAUGAGCCCAAUCGUGACAAUAAGUUUAGAAGAAGGCCUUUGUCAGCCUCGAGUGCCUGGUGUUGUCGGAGCUGAGCCUUUCUCUGCCAAGUUGAGAUACACUGGGUCUGAAGAUUCGGAUCAUCAAAAUCUCAUUAAAGUGACUGUCACGCUCCCUCAUAUUGAUGGUAUGCUACCUGUUGUUUCAACCAGGGAAUUGUCCAACUUUGAGCUUACCCUCAGCCCCGAUGGAACAAGGGUUGGAAACCACAAAUGCUCAAACCUCCUGGAUUUUAGCGAAGUGAGAACUCGUCAUGGGUUUUUGACCGAUGCAACCAAGAAUCCAGAUGUGAUAGGAGAGACCUCUCCUUACCAGUAUAGCUCACAGCUCAGAGGAGCCAGUACUCUGCGAUUUUACAAGAAUCUUAACCUAGAGGCUUGCUUGUGGGAAUUCACCAGCUACUAUGACAUGUCUGAGCUUCUUACUGAAUGCGGUGGCACCAUUGGCACAGAUGGACAGGUCCUAAACCUUGUUCAGUCCUACGUAACCCUGAGAGUCCCCCUACACGUGUCCUAUGUGUUUCACUCACCCGUGGGCAUUGGCGGCUGGCAGCACUUUGAUCUGCACUCGGAACUGCGCCUGACGUUUGUGUACGACACUGCCAUCUUGUGGAAGGACGGUAUUGGCAGCCCUCCAGAAGCAGAACUCCAAGGCUCCCUGUACCCGACUAGUAUGCGAAUUAACGAACAGGGGCGUUUGGUUGUCAACUUUAAAACAGAAGCUCGGUUCUACGGUCUCUUUGUAAUGUCACACUCAGCAUCUUCACUGAGUUCCAUGAUCAUGUCGGCUGAUCAUCCAGAACUGACUUUUACUCUCAGCCUGGUACGGAAUGAGCCUUCAUUUAAUCAGCCAAUGCAACAGUGGACCUUUGUCUCGGAUUUUGCAGUCCGGGACUACUCAGGAACAUACACAGUGAAGCUCAUCCCUUGUACUACUGCUCCUUAUCAAGAAUACAGUUUGCCUGUUGUGUGUAACCCUCGCGAGCCAAUAUCCUUCGAUAUCGAUAUCAGAUUCCAGCAGGUCAGCGACCCAGUGGCUACGGAGUUUAGUUUGAAUACACAGAUGUUACUUCUAUCUAAGAAAGUUCUCUGGCUCUCCGAUGGAUCGAUGGGAUUUGGACAGGAAAGUGAUAUCGCAUUUUUGGAAGGGGAUAUCAUUUAUGGCCGUGUGAUGGUGGAUCCUGUGCAGAACUUGGGGAAUUCAUUUCACUGCAGCAUUGAGAAGGUUUUCCUAUGCACAGGGGCUGAUGGAUACGUUCCAAAGUAUAGCCCAGACAACAAUGAGUAUGGCUGCCUUGCAGACUCUACAUCACUCUUGUAUCGUUUUAAGAUCUUGGAUAAAGCUCAGCCCGAAACACAAGCUUCUAAGUUUGGCAACGUGAAUUUCAAUGCAAAGCUUGCUGUUGAUGACCCUGAAGCUCUACCACUGGUCCGGCAGCCUGGUUCAGAUGGUUUUAAAGUAGACUCAACCCCUCUAUUUCAGGUCUCUUUGGGUCGGGAGUGGUACAUACACAUGAUCUAUACAGUGAGAUCUAAAGAAAAUGCCAACAGAGGGAUUGGUAAAAGAAGUGUUGAGUAUCAAUACCAUUCUCUUGCUUCUGCUGUCCAUUCUGGAUCUUCCAUCACUAAUCGUAAGAAAAGAGAUGUUGAUGAAGCCCCAGCAAUCGCUCAGGAAAUAGGCAUGGAUAACAACAGAGGAACCAACAUUCAGCACAUUGCCUUGGAACGCAAUAGCAAGAAACAGAUCCCUCAGAAAGAAGUGACUCUUGAGGGGAUCAUCCCUAGGGAACUCAACCAUAAAGAUACUGAGGUCAACGUGGUCACCAUCGUAGUCAUCAUUGCUGCUAUAUUACUACUGGCUAUUUGCUUAAUUGCUAUUAUUAUUGUAUUAAUGAAACGCAAGCAGAAAUCAAAAAAGAAAGAGGAUGGAAGAGAGUCUGGAAGCAACGAGCCUAUGAUGCCCUCUCGGGGAUAUAGCACUGACAGCUCAGAGGUUUGAUGAUAAACUUUAUCAGAAAGGAGGCCAGCAUAUGAACAUUCGAGUAGACCAUCGUGCUGGGCCUUGUGGUCACUGCUCUUGAACACUUCAUGAUAUCGAAAGUAUUAGGACCAUGUACUUUUCAAAUGGAUCAUUCACGCAAAAGGCCUCUAUUUUAUAUAAAAGCCGACAGCCUUAAAACAUGCCUUGCACAAAAAAAAGGUGCUGAACUAAAACUAUAAAAUAAUCAUUCUUAAAAAAACAUUUUUUUUAAUUAUUUAAAAAUUAAAAUAUGCAAAGGUGCUGAUAGCUCUGUUCUUUGUUUUUAGGGAGAGCUUAUAUUAAUGUUAUCCAUUUAACUUUGGAGGUUCAAUGAUCCAAAAUAUAUGUCAGCUGGUUGUGUAUCUGGCCAUGUGUUUGCUACCCCUAAUUUCCACAAGGGACUUGUCUGGUAUUUAAGCUAAAGGAUAAGUAAAUCGUUAAAGUAAGUGAAGGUAAAAUUGAUGAGGUGGGGCUAUUCAAAGCACUUUUGCAAUGUACAUUUGUUUAUUUUUUUAAUUCCAAGAUAUUAAAGGAUACAUGUUCUGUAACAUGAAUGAUUUCUUUAUAACAGCGUCAUCUGCUGGUCAUUUUCCGAUCCUUUUUAAACACCAAGUAGUCAAGGAAGUUGUCAGGAGAAAGAAUGAGGGCUGGUUCUUCUGGUUAGAAAAGAUGUGAGAAAGGUUUCUAGUUUUUUUUUCUUCUUUUUUCCUAAGCUGAAGAACAUCAGAGCAGCCUUUUUCUUUCUAGUGAUAACUUCUUUGACUGCCUGGGGGUAUAUUUAUCAAAGAGUGAAGUUAAUAGUGAAGUUCUGCCACUAGAGUGAAAUUCCGCCACUCUCCAUUCAUUUCUACGGGAUUUUUAU
This is a messenger RNA of Xenopus laevis (African clawed frog), 10530 nucleotides long. RefSeq names its product FRAS1 related extracellular matrix protein 2 L homeolog (gene frem2.L). The coding region runs from base 321 to 9647 and encodes 3108 amino acids. Gene Ontology annotation, biological process: anatomical structure morphogenesis; cell communication. NCBI's taxonomy places the organism in Eukaryota, Metazoa, Chordata, Amphibia, Anura, Pipidae. The transcript is spliced from 24 exons. Gene Ontology annotation, cellular component: membrane. The record is from RefSeq and is a predicted model, not a curated record.